This is a messenger RNA of Opisthorchis viverrini, 318 nucleotides long. RefSeq lists its product as hypothetical. Lineage: Eukaryota; Metazoa; Platyhelminthes; Trematoda; Opisthorchiida; Opisthorchiidae. The transcript has 2 exons. Bases 1 to 318 code for a protein of 105 amino acids. Gene Ontology annotation, molecular function: peptidase activity. Gene Ontology annotation, biological process: proteolysis. The record is from RefSeq and is a predicted model, not a curated record.
AUGUACAAAAAUCUGGUGCUCUACGUGGAAGCAUGCGAAUCCGGUUCUAUGUUCGAGGAUAUUCUGCCAUCGAAUAUCGGAAAUGAUGAUGAUGGUGAUGAUGAUGAUGAUGAUGAUGGUGAUAAUGAUGACGAUGAUGAUGGUGAUGAUGAUUCGGAUGAUGGUGAUUCGGAUGGUGAUGAUGAUGCUGAUGUCGAUGAUGAUGGUGAUGAUUAUGAUGAUGAUAAUGAUGAUUCUGAGGAUGAUGAUGAUGGUGAUGAUAAUGGUCAGUGUGUAGGUGAACAUACAUUUCCGUUUACGUGCAUUUUGACGUACUAG